AUGUCUUUAACAAAAAUUUCCAGAAAUUUAAUAACAACAUUUCUAUUAAAUCCUAAUAUCAAUCCCAAUGCAAAAGUAUUAAAUUAUUCAACUUUAUCAAAAUAUAAUUGCCUCAAAAUCCAUUCAAAUAAUAAUCAGCAGCAGCAACACUAUAGAAACAUUAUUUCAACAUGUGCUCAUCAACUUUUUACUAGUAUUGUUAGAAGCGAUGAAAAGGAUAGUAGUGGUGGUAGUUUGGAAAAUAACUUUGAUCCUACAAAAGGAAAGUAUCAAGAAUUAAAACAAAAAAUUAGCAAGCUUGACAAUAAGGGAUUAAAUAGUAUUAUUAAUUUGGCAGCAAAUGAAGAAUAUAAUGAACUCAAAAACAACGAGAAUUGGAAUAGAUUAAUAAUGGAGUUUAUGAAAUCACUAUCAUUGAUCCCAAACCAAGAAGCAUUCACAGCAAUACUGAGAGGUUUAAGUGAAGAAUUUGUUUCUCAAGAAGCCACAGAACAUAUAAGAACAAUGGUUGAUCUUAUGGAUGCAAAUAGCCCUGAAUUCAAACUUGAGACUGAACAUAUAAACUAUCUAUUAAAAACUUGUCAAAAACUAGGUAAUUUAAAUACUGCAUGCAAUUCUUAUGACAAAUACAUAAAAAGCAGAAAUGUAAAACCAGACAAGUCAACAUAUUUAUAUUUAUUGAUAACGAGCUUUAAAUCUGCUAGGAGUGAUCCAGCACUGACUCAUAAAUUGGCAAAUAAUAUUUGGGAUAGUUUGGACAAAAGAAUAGAUGUGCAAGGUGAAGAAAAUAAUGAUCUUGUGCCUAUUGAUAAUGAUUUAAUUC
Molecule: messenger RNA, 823 nt
Organism: Entrophospora candida
Lineage: Eukaryota; Fungi; Glomeromycota; Glomeromycetes; Entrophosporales; Entrophosporaceae
Source: the annotation of a GenBank genome assembly